Messenger RNA from Zingiber officinale, 2101 nucleotides. Its product is annotated as protein LAX PANICLE 2-like. Lineage: Eukaryota; Viridiplantae; Streptophyta; Magnoliopsida; Zingiberales; Zingiberaceae. The record is from RefSeq and is a predicted model, not a curated record. Gene Ontology annotation, biological process: multicellular organism development. Bases 20 to 526 code for a protein of 168 amino acids. The transcript has 4 exons.
AGAACCUCACGUUUCCUCCAUGCUCAAUAUCCUACCAAGAACCAUUCUAAUUGCUUGUCAAAACUUGACCUCCAUGGAUGAGGAAGACCCCUCUUCUACCAUAUUACUCCAUGAAGAACAGGAAGAGCAAGAGGAAGAGGAGGAGGAGGAGGAUACGCCAACUAGUGACUGGCUGAAAUUGGCACUCCCAACAUCGUCGGACCGACGACCUAAUUUAUUAACAGAGCCACCACCGGUGAUACAGCCGUGCAUGCUACGGUCAGAGACACCGGAGUUUUUGAUGAGAGCGGCAGCUUCAGCACCACCGGAUGUGAGAAUGAGGGUGGUGAGUCCACCAAGAAGAUCACAACCUGGUGUUUGGCUCAUACUUCAAGCUGCUCAAAAUCAAUCAGGUAGAGAACCCUAUUUGCCCCAGAUAGCCAAGAACUAUUUGAGGAUAAAGGAUGGGAGAUCAACACUCAGAUUGCUUAUGAAGUACUUGGUGAAGAAACUAGGAUUGGAGGAUGAAUCAGAGAAAGAAAGAUAGAGCAUGCAUACAUCAGAGAAUAAUUAACAAAGUAAGUGAAAGAAAAUAAAGCUGCAGAUACAUUUUGCCUCUUAUUAGUUGUCUUUUUAUAUAUAUUUUUUUCGAUGAUAAUUUGUGCACAAUUGUUCAUACGUUGUUACUGGGAUAUGGAGUUACUUGAGUUUAGUUGAGUCGAUGUUGGUAUUUUGGUGGCACAUCAUUUCUCACUGAUAUAGAAAGAAUCAUGAUAGAGAAUGCAUGCAUGUCACGUUUAUCUCUCUCUUUGGAACAUAUACAUGCCAUCCAAUGUUCUUUCAAUGAGAUUGUCACUAGUUCUUCAUUGUGAUUAAUUAUCCUUGUGUUCUUGCAUCGAGUUUCAUUGUCAUACAACCAAUGAAACAUGAUACUUCAAGUGCAGGGCAUGCAUUAUGUUCUUAGCUUUUGUUGGUGGAUGCAUCUCUAUCAGUGGUUGAACCCUGUCCAAUAAGUUGACAUCAGUUGCCCUAUACAUCAACUGGUAGCCAAAUUAUAAUUAUUGUUCUUCUAGCUCAUUGUUAAUUGAUGCUAGCUGAUGAUGAAUGAAAGCAGGAAUACAUAAUCACACAAGCUAACUAGGUGCUAAUUAACAAACCUGCAGUACACUGUCAUGCUCUUAGCUUGCUGGUCUCACGUUAACUGCAUGCAAUUAUUAAUCAGACCCUACCUCACAUUAAUUAAUUAUAAGUUCAGAAUUGUAGAUAUUAAAAACCCUACACAUUAAGGACCACUUUUCGACUCUCACAUUGGGUGAUGGAGAAUCCUCACCAAUUGGCUUUAGCAUUAAUUUGUUUGCUUCUUUAUUUUUCUGAUUGAAGAAGAGAAUUAAGGGAGGAGGUUGGUUACCUAUACCUAUCAAUAGCGAAGUAACCAUGCAUCAUCUGAACCUUUUCUCAGUUUCACUGCGUUAUGAGCAAGCAAUCUAAUUGGUGAGACGACUCGAUCGAUAUGUACGUACAUAAUCAUGUAUAUCCAAGUACUGAACUCUCAUGUACUGGUAUCAGGUAGAGAUCACAUGUAGAGAUCAACAGCUUCAUCCCUUGUCGACAUUGCAGUAUGUUCGGAAUACCAUUUGGUGCUCAGGCAAUUCAAUGAUCAUGACUCCUAACUCACCAGCAAUCGAUCACGUCAUGACAUUACAGUACAGGAGAAGCAAGCAUGCAUCCGUCUCUGGACCACUCUCGUGUAGCAUUCCGCUGAUGUUUUUAUGAGGCUUGUUCAGAUCUGUCUCCAUCCAGCUGCCAAAGAGAAAUUACAGCACAAGAAGAUUUUUUCUACUUCAAUCCAAUGUCGGAACAAAUUCUUUACUUCAUUCUUUACUUUGCUUGACUUCUUAAUUUACCCAUAAAUCUAUGAAUGUUGUUCCCGUAUGAGAUCGUCUAUGGGUGAGCCAUCGGUGAACUGUCUUCUAUGUUGACGAAGUCGCCAAACUUCAAAGAAGGAGGGGGGGAGAGAGCCGGAUCAAAUUGAGUGUUUGUGAGGCUAAGAGGGAAACGGAGAGUUAGAACGGAGGCUGGAGUGUCCCGAAUCAUCCAACGCUUAAGUCAAUUUUCCACGGGG